AUGUUUAUCGAGAUGGUCAGACGUGCUGAUGAGGUUCCUGCUGCCUCAAGCACACCUUCCCCAGCCGCUCCACCUCACAACUCGGGCUCCGACAUGCGCAUGGGCGGCCCGGCGACGACAGCUAUUGCCAUUGUUGUGGCACUACUCCUGCUCGUCGGCAUCUCGUUGAUCGCCUUUUCAGAGCACCGCAAGAAGAAGAAGGCCGAUGCGGCAAGGAGGAAUGGGCCAGAUCUGGAGCGGUGGGACACAAGGCAGUCUGUGGCAUCGUUUGAUACCAUCGACGAGAUCAAGGAGCCGCAGCCUGUGGCGAGGAAUACGCUUCAAGGGCGACGGUUCAUGUUCCUUUCGAGGAACCGUUGA
This is a messenger RNA of Colletotrichum aenigma, 360 nucleotides long. RefSeq lists its product as uncharacterized. The coding region runs from base 1 to 360 and encodes 119 amino acids. The transcript has 2 exons. The record is from RefSeq and is a predicted model, not a curated record. NCBI's taxonomy places the organism in Eukaryota, Fungi, Ascomycota, Sordariomycetes, Glomerellales, Glomerellaceae.